GGGCUAUGGUGAAAGUGACAGUCCUAAAGGGUGAGAACACUACAAGACGUCAUUAUUGGUUAAUGACAUGAAAGAAAUUGUAAGUGCACUUACAUGUAUUGCUGAAACAGCAGAUUGAGUAUGCACCUCAUAAACUUUGUUAUAAAAUAUUUUGUAGAUUCAAAGGACACUUUUAAAUUAAACAUCAUAGUCUACAAGAUUUUGUAAAAAGAUCACAAAUCCAUAAAAAAACAAAACAAAACAAAAGAAUUUUAAUAACUAAGAAUAAGAAACGUUUUUCUUGAAUGUGUGUACAGCUUUGAGUACAUUGACCAAUCCAGAAAUAAGGGCUAUGAUAUGUUAUAUUAUACUGUGUUGCAAAGGAGUACAUGUAUCACAGUGUUUUUGCAGAUGGUAGAAGAAAAAUUAUUUUUUAUUUUUUAUUUAUAACGGUACCCAGUAACAGUAUAGGAUUGAUAAUGUGAGUUCCAAAAAGAUAUUAUAAUUAAAAAUUGUGAUUUACUGAUUUAUUGUUCUAUUUAUUAAUUUUUUUACAGAUUGAGGCACUUGGAUACAAAUCUUGCACUUUGCUGAGUCAUGACUGGGGUGGAGCUUUGGCAUGGUAAGGUGGCCACUGUACCAUAAUAAUCUCGCAGACACUUGUCCAUUAUAAAUUUGGAGGUAUUUUGCGAUAUUAAUUCAAUGAUGUCAAAAGUGCAGGAACUGUCAUCCAGAGACAGCAAAGAAAGAACAACUGGUACGAUACCAAUUCUAGGUCUGCCUUAAGGCCUGCCUUGAAAAGGUGUCUGGGAUCUUUAUAUGUUAUGAAAAACUGCCCACCUACCCCUCCCCUAAGCCAACAUUAACACUUUCUUCUCACUUAGGGCAAAAUGUUGCCUUAGGGGAGGGGUAGUUGGGCAGUUUCCGAGAGACAUAUAAUGAUCCAGGCAUGCCUUAUAGAAAGUGAAAGAAAAGAACUAAAGAAAUGCUGGGAUUAUUUGUCGGUGUCCAUUUUAGGGAGCUGUCUGUCUUAUAGAGGGGAGUUUGUCCGGAGUAAGUUGAGUGUACAUCAAGUUGGUGUGAAAAAGACAUUGUUAGAGUUCUCACUUUUUUGCUGAAGAUAAUUCAUGAUGACCAAAGUGAUUUAUCGUUGUCAGAGGAAGAAGGUGAUGAUGAGGAGGAAAAUCAAGGGAGCAGUAAAGAAGAUAAACCGUGAUCUGCUUUGUGUACUUUUUUUACGGCGAACUAACUUGUUUUCUGAUAUAUCCAACAAUAAAUGUGUUUUCCCAUUGUUCACUUCAUGUAAAGCAAUAGUCUAUUUUAAAAUUCCACGAGGAGGUUAAACUUUCAGAUUGAUUUGCUGUAUGGAUAUUAGGCCUUUGAAUUUGAUUUUGAAUACAAGAUCGAGUCACGUGCAACUAAACGUUGGCUAUUGUACCAUUAACGAUGGUUAAUCAGAGUCUCUUGGUUUCCCAACACGCACUACUGUAAAAUUAAAAAAAUUAGUAAAAUUAAAAAAAAUUUUACUAAUUUUACUAAUUAGUAUAAUUAAAAAAAUUAGUAAAAUUAGAGUACUGGCUGCCUGGAAAAACCAUAGAGGCUAGUGGAGCCAGGCAGCCACUUGAUAAUGGUAAUAAUACUAAGCUGGAGUCCAAUUCGGUCUGUAAUCAUACGAGUGAUAAACAAAAUCAGACUACCGCGUAGCAGGAGUCUGGUUUGCUUAAUCACGAGUAGAGUAAAGACGCGGCGGUCGCAUAGCGCGGGAAAAUGCCACGACUUGUUUCCCUGUGGGGCCAGUCACACAGCGAAGUGACGUAGAAUUAACCAAACUGACCAAUCACCGUUCGUGCAAGUCACUUAACCAAACAGAAAUCGAGGCGAUUACGAUUAUCCAGAGAGAGGUUAUCGUAAGUCAAAUGUAACAAAGGGGAUUGCUCUGGCCAAUCACAUGAGAGGCAAUUAAUUAAAUGAACCAAUCAAAAUACAGAGUAAAGACUUGGAGGUGGCAAGCGCGGGAAAAUGGUACGACUUGUUUCACUUUGAGUUGCUUGGCAUGUGGCCGGUCACAGCAUUGAGGCGGGAAAUUUGCCAUAGGUGCGAAAACACUUAAUUACUAAACUGGUGAACAAAUUUUGACUAUCUUGAGUGCGUUUUGCUCGUAUAUGAUCUCAAAUGUAUUUUGUGUUUGUAAAGGUGACAAAAAGAAAAAGAAGAAGUCUGGGAGUGGCUCCAGUACCUCUUCAAAUAGCCGUUCAUCGACCCCUACGAUUUCUACAGACGGCGCUGCUAAUACCAUUGCUGCCGCUGCUACAAAGCUGAGUCAGGACAGACCAGGGACUCCCUGUAAGUAUAUCCCCACUAUUUUCCGGGUACGUAGAUGAAAUUGUAUGGAGUGACCGCAUAAAUGAAACCUAUUUAGCAAAACCUUCGUCAGGUACUAGUUCUUUCACAGUAUUUUAAAAACUAGCAUUUUGGAUGUUGUUCCAUUCGUUCCAGAUCAGUUUCAUGUUCCCCGUGUUGAAACAAUUUUUUUAAAAUUGUCUGGGUUUUUGUAGCAAAAUCAAAGAAGCGCCCAGCAAGUGCAAGUAAAAAAGGUACCCCUGGCGAAGAGGGAAGUCCAGCAAGCAAAAAACCUCGUGUAUCCCCGGCACCUUCCGCUGGAGGGGCAGGAGGAGGCUCAAGAACAAGCACCCCAACACCGACCGGUAGUGAGGAAGGCCUUCAGGGAAUCACUGAAGAAGCCGUGAGAAGGUACCUCACAAGAAAGCCCAUGACCAGCAAGGACCUUUUGCAAAAGUUCAAGAGCAAACGAACGGACCUGUCAAAUGAUGAGACCGUGAAAAAGCUUGCUGCUAUUGUUAGAAAGAUACAACCCGAACAGAAGACCAUCAAAGGGAAACUUUAUCUGUCGCUUAAACCACAGAGCUGA
This is a messenger RNA of Porites lobata, 2908 nucleotides long. The record is from the annotation of a GenBank genome assembly. NCBI's taxonomy places the organism in Eukaryota, Metazoa, Cnidaria, Anthozoa, Scleractinia, Poritidae.